Messenger RNA from Danio aesculapii, 3213 nucleotides. RefSeq names its product tyrosine 3-monooxygenase/tryptophan 5-monooxygenase activation protein, beta polypeptide a (gene ywhaba). Gene Ontology annotation, cellular component: cytoplasm. Gene Ontology annotation, biological process: signal transduction. The record is from RefSeq and is a predicted model, not a curated record. Lineage: Eukaryota; Metazoa; Chordata; Actinopteri; Cypriniformes; Danionidae. The coding region runs from base 130 to 864 and encodes 244 amino acids. The transcript is spliced from 6 exons.
AGCGGAAGUGUCAGCGCAAGCGGAAGUGGUACUGCCCUGAAUACCCCGAGCAGCGAAACGGAGGACAGCUUGAUACUCCCAUCGUUAACAGACACAAAUCAGGACUCGAAAUAUAUUCCAAUUUGCAUCAUGGACAAGAGUGACCUAGUGCAGAAGGCUAAGCUCGCUGAGCAGGCCGAGCGCUAUGAUGACAUGGCUGCGUCUAUGAAGGCUGUGACGGAGGGCGGUGUUGAGCUUUCCAAUGAAGAGCGCAACCUGCUCUCCGUGGCCUACAAGAACGUGGUGGGCGCCCGCCGCUCGUCCUGGCGUGUGAUCUCCAGCAUUGAGCAGAAAACUGAGGGCAACGAGAAGAAACAGCAGAUGGCACGCGAAUACCGUGAGAAAAUCGAAGCCGAGCUUCAGGAUAUCUGCAACGACGUGCUGGGUCUCCUGGAGAAGUACCUCAUUCCCAACGCUAGCCAGGCAGAGAGCAAAGUCUUCUACCUGAAAAUGAAAGGAGAUUAUUACAGAUACCUGUCCGAGGUGGCAUCCGGAGAAUCAAAGAGAACCACAGUGGAGAACUCUCAGAAGGCCUACCAGGAUGCAUUUGAGAUCAGCAAGAAGGAAAUGCAGCCAACACACCCUAUCAGGCUGGGACUAGCGCUGAACUUCUCCGUCUUUUACUAUGAAAUCCUCAACACCCCAGAGCAGGCCUGCAGUUUGGCAAAGACGGCUUUCGAUGAGGCAAUUGCUGAGCUGGACACCUUGAAUGAGGACUCUUACAAAGACAGCACCCUGAUCAUGCAGUUACUAAGGGACAACCUCACUCUGUGGACAUCAGAAAACCAGGGUGACGAGGGGGAUGCUGGCGAGGGCGAGAACUAAAGGCGUUGCACUUCACUGUUAAAUCCACCUACACUCUUUAUCUUACACAUAUACAGCCCAUAAUUCCCUGCUCCAUCCAAUCCACCUCACCUUUAUCCACCUUUCUGUAUGACGAGCAGCAUGAAUUGUACCUGACCUACAAGUUUGUACUCCUGAGGCCACGAGCGGAAGGGCAAAGUUUGGUUUCUCUGACUUGUCUCAAACAUGUCUGUUUGUGUAUUUUCCCCCCAGACGAGGGAAAAAUGGUUGAAUAGUGGAGACGAUUCCCAUCCUUUCCCCCCUUCCUAAAAAAAUCCCUCCUAACAUUUUUAAAAGGUAUAUGUUCUCUGGUCCUAGCAGGUUAUAAUGCAUUAUAGUGUCCCCUCCUUUACCCAUACCUCCCUUUUCUGUCUUUUUCUCUCCAAUAGUGUACUGGCGACUGCUCGUUUUAUUCAAAAGGUUAUUAAACUGUCCAUUAAUUUAACAAACACUGUGACGUUUAGUUUUUCCACCUGGGUAAUAACAUGUGCGUAAUGGGAACGGAUUAGUUACGAGUAGCAGUACAAUUCUGUUGCGAUCUCAUACAGAAGGGAUGAAAACAGGCUGUAUUGUGACACUGACUAACACGCAUUACUAUUACUCCUCCUAUCACGUGCAUCCUUUUAUUAGCAUGCACGGCUAACAACGACAAAAGGGACCCGAGGUUUGCCAUUCCAUGUCUGUUCAGUUUUAAGUUAAAGACAUUCCAUCAUAAUGUGACCUUUAAUGAUUACAAACCUUUCGUGAACAAACUGGAGAGUUUCCUAAUGUGCUGUCAAGAAGGCAGUCAACAUAAAGGUGUUGUUUGACAUCAGUAAACGAUUUUCCUGCUUUGUUCUGUACUUUAUUUCUCCCUUUCCCCCCUUUUUUUUUUACGUGAUAUUGACCUCACAUUGGUUUAAUAAAUAUUUUAGAGGUAAAUAAAAACCCGUCAUAACUAAAUGUUGUAAAAACUAUAACGUUUUCAUCGUUCAACACUCUCAUGAACACCUCUACAAAAAGAUACGGCUAAAUUUGAGCAAUCAGUGAAAAUCUAAUAGACAUCUAAGAAUAGACCAAACCUAGACUAGUCAUCAAAUACAGAGACUUUAUAUGUGUAGUCAUUCAUUCUUGUUUAUUUGUUGACUAGUCUAGUUUUGGCCUAUUCCUAGAUGUCCGUUAAUCCCAAUUUAGCCGUGUUUAAGUCAAGAUGACUAUGUUUAGAUGUCUAUUCGACAUCUUUUUAAAAACAAUAUCAGUGUAAUUCAGGAGUUUUGCCGCUGACUUCCCAGUAAACAAUUUUGUGUAUUUAAACGUAGACAACUUGGCUAAAAUAAGGCUGUAUUUGAGCAAUCAAUGAAUAUCUAAUAGACAUCUAAGAAUAGCCCAAAACUAGACUAGUCAUCAAAUAGACAGACUUUAUAUGUGUAGUUGUUUUUUCGAUGACUAGUCUAGUUUUGGCCUAUUCUUAGAAGUCUAUUAACCAAAAUUUUGCCAAUAUGUCUGUUUAGACCUUUAUUAGGCAUCUUUUAAAAACAUCAGUGUAAUUCAGGAGUUUUGUUGCUGACCUCCCAGUAAACAAUUUUGUGUAUCUAAACAUAGACUGCUUGGCUAAAAUAAGGCUAAAUUUGAGCAGUCCGUGAAUAUCUAAAGGACAUCUAAGAAUAGCUCAAAUCUAGACUAGUCAUCAAAUAGACAGACUUUAUAUGUGUAGUUAUUCAUUCCUGUUUAUUUGUUCAUUAGUCUAGUUUUGGCCUAUUCCUAGAUGUCUUAACCCAAAUUUAGCCUUGUUUUAGCCGAGUAUGUUUGGAUGUCUAUUAGACCUCUAUUAGACAUCUUUUAAAAGCAAAACAUGCUUUCUGGGGAUUCACAAUUUUUUUUUUUUAUAUUUGAGUUUCUGUAAGACUUCCGUUGAGAAGUUCUGAAUUUAACUUGAAUUUUGUGCUGGAAACGUUAUCAGUUUUGGCCUACAAAAGCCAAACUGAGAUUGGGAUUUGGCAAAUAGUCUAGAAGUGAUAUCCGUCGCUCAGUGUCACAAUACCUUGUCACAUCACCAUAACAUUCCACUUAGGUGUAGAACUCAUCUGUCUCGAGCUGAAGACAACGUUCAUGCACUGAAGACGAAAUCUCUCUUUCUCCCCUUAGCUGAACAAAUGGCAGUUAUUCUACGCUUGAUUACAAAAAAAAAAUACAGUAGUGAAUGUGGAGCCGAGCCUGUCUGUAUAUCUGGUAUCUCCAAUUGCUUUGUUUUUACUGACCAGUAUUCUGCCUAAAGUUAGCUUCUGUGACGGUUUCAUUGCUUAGCGCGCACGUGGUUGUGAAAAUUUAGACUAGCUUAAGGAAAAAAAAAUU